UAAACAAACUACAUAUACUAUUCACAUAUACAGGAAGUAGUUGUCAGUAUUUUAACAGUCUUCAAUCCAAGAGAGAAGAAUGUUUAAGAAGAUUCUAAACCGGAAACGUUCUUCUUCAUCAUCUUCUUCAUCUUCCUCUAGCGAUGAAGAAGAUAUUAAGGAAGUUAAGGUUCACAACAAGGAGAAGAGAAGCUCCCUAGCAAAUAUAAAAGCUAAGUUUGAAUCCUCUCCUAAAGAAAAGAAGAACAAAGCACCGAAAAUUUUGACAACAGCAGUACGGGAGCGGAGAGAGAGUGAUGAUAAUGAUGACAAGAAGGAUAGGAGCUCUGUUUCCACCAGAUCCAAGUCUCCAACUAAAAGGUUUGUAUUGUCCGGAAGCGGAAAUGGAACUGUUUUGAUUGAUAGCGGAUCUAGCGGAUCCAAUCUAUCCUUGAACCAAAUUGAAGGAAAAUCAGCAUCGACUAAUUCAAUUGACUCCAACAGCUUGACUCCUUCCAGUAAGAAGAGUAUCCCUGAAGUGAUUCAUCUGCCGGAAAAGAAGGUUUCCAAAUCUAAUUCUAAAUCGUCAUCUUCUUCUUCUUCUUCUUCUUCUUCCUCCUCCUCUUCAUCCUCUUCCAGUGACGAUGAGGAAAAGAACGCUGUCACAGAUAAUAAUCUUGAGAGUUUAAACAACCGUCUUGUCAGCUAUAUUGACAAGGUUCGACUGCUCCAGCAGGCUAGUGAUGUAUGGAAGGGAGUUCCUCCAGAGGAUACAGAAACUAGGGAUGAAAUUGAAGAGCUGAAAAGAAAAUAUGAGGAUGAGCUGAAGAGUUGGAGAGAUGAACUUCAGAAAAAAGAGCAGGAUACAGUGAAGUCUGGGUUAGAAGCAGAGCGACUAAACAAAGAUAAUCAGCAUAUUCGAAAUCUUCUGGAGGAGAAGAUAGCGCUGGUUAAGGGUCGGGAUGAGAAGUUCUCCGAACUCGAGAGAGAAAUUGCUGAUCUACUUGGCAAAAAUAAUAUUCUUCUGAAUGAGAAAGAACGUGUGAGGGAACAGGCUCAGGAAGUUUUGAAAGAAUUCCAAGAGCUAAAAAAUGAGUUGAAAGCUGCAAAGGAUGAACUCCAAGAUGAGAAGGUAAAUAACGGAACCUUGGAGUCUACACUUAAACUCCAGAAGAAAGAAUACGAGGCCAAGCUGGGCAAAAUACUUCAUCAGCUUGAGGGAGAGAAAAGAAGGAAUAAGCUUGAUUUCUCCCAUCUUGAUGAUAAAAUCAGAUCAGAGUACGCUAAAAGGCUGAGAGCUGAGUUGAGAAAGCUGAGAAAGCAGUACAAAGAUCAAACAGAGAAAGCUAAAAGAGAAUUCAUGAAUGUGCAUUCCGCAAAGAUAUCUGAACUUCAAGAGGAGUUAAGCAGGGAGAGAACUGAAAACUACACUGCUAGAAGUGAACUUGAAGAAACCAAAUCCAGGGUUCAAGGAUACAAGGAUAAGAUUUUGGAACUGGAGAACUCGAACCAUCAUCUAGCCCAGAGAAGUGACAAGCUCAAGGAGGACUUGGAGAACAUGGAAUUCAAUUACAAAACUCAGAUCGGAGCAAAGAAUAAUGAAAUUGAUCAUCUUCAGAACGCUGUGACAAAGUCUCGAAAUGAUUACGAGAAUGUGCUUGAGGAGAAGCUAGCUCUAGAUACAGAGAUAGCUGUGUACAAAGGGUUGAUUGAGGCUGAAGAGCGUAGGCUAGCCAGGGCUAGUAGACCGGCUAAGACUACUGAAAGAAAGAGCAGUAGCAGCAGUGAAGAAGAAUCAGGAUUCUUUGAUAAAAUUAAAGCGAAGAUCGAAGAUGUAUUAGAUUAAUUUCUAUUCUCUUUUUAAAGGAAGCACUGCAUGAAGAUAUUCAGUCUUACUUCAAUUAUUUUCCAGCUUCUAGUAUAUCUAUUAUAUUUAUUCCACAUUCUUAACAUUUAAUUAUCACGCAUUUUGCACAAUAUUAUUAUAAUUUUUAUUUUAGUCCAAGCUACAACCUUGAUUGUACAAGAUACACAUUACACAUUUAUUAAAUAAAUCUAAAAUUUAAACAAAA
Eurytemora carolleeae is the source of this 2051-nucleotide messenger RNA. Its product is annotated as suppressor protein SRP40. Lineage: Eukaryota; Metazoa; Arthropoda; Copepoda; Calanoida; Temoridae. Bases 80 to 1825 code for a protein of 581 amino acids. The transcript is spliced from 18 exons. The record is from RefSeq and is a predicted model, not a curated record.